CAGCCAUUGUGCCUGUGGUUUACGAAUCCAUCUUAGAGGACUCAUUUUCAAAGGGCAUUGCUUUUGGACCCACGUAUCGGUCUUUUGCUCAUACGGCCAUUUCUUUGGUGAUAUAAUUACUUCCUGGCACGGAGAUUACACUGUUCGUCGCUACGCAUGAGCGUGCCAUCUCUCGGCACCAUGGCUCCAGGCUCCGCGCAGGACCCGGCUGACAAGCCGGGCAUGGCCAUUGAAACCAACGCUCUCGAACACAAGCCCUCCCAAGACACGCUCUCCCAACCAUUCCCCGCUUUCGAUGAGAAGGAGGCGCGAUAUCCACGGCGCUCAGAUAUCUCAACGCCCGCCACGGUCCGCGCAAACCCGUUCGACACCGACAUCGAGGCAUUGCCGGUUGCGACAAACGACUCGAAACGCAAGUCGGUCGAGUGCACCAAGGGAGGGACCGACUGCCAGGUCUGGCCCGGCAAAGACCACUGGAAGCGGAAGGCCAAGGCAGCCAAGAAGCAGCGGACGAGCUGCAACUGUCUGGCCAGUCUGAGCAAGCGCAACCGCAUUGCCGUCAAGAUCCUCAUCAUCGUGCUCAUUGUCGGCAUCGCAGUGGCCGUGGGCUUCGGCGUCAGCAAGCCGCUUGGCGCGGGCAUCUGGCGCAGUGAGACGCAGAACAACUGAGCCGCCCCCGCUUCACUCCGCGCGGCACUGACUCGAAGGGGGGUUGAGGUCCGGAUCACCCCUAUACCG
Molecule: messenger RNA, 738 nt
Organism: Thermothelomyces thermophilus ATCC 42464
Lineage: Eukaryota; Fungi; Ascomycota; Sordariomycetes; Sordariales; Chaetomiaceae
Exons: 2
Coding region: 181-669 (162 amino acids)
Source: RefSeq, a predicted model, not a curated record